Molecule: messenger RNA, 1116 nt
Organism: Postia placenta MAD-698-R-SB12
Lineage: Eukaryota; Fungi; Basidiomycota; Agaricomycetes; Polyporales; Adustoporiaceae
Exons: 3
Coding region: 1-1116 (371 amino acids)
Cellular component (GO): nucleus
Molecular function (GO): DNA binding
Source: RefSeq, a predicted model, not a curated record
AUGACGGCAUACGGCGCCUUCAUGCCAACCCAUUCGCGUUCGACGUCCGGGUCUGGAUCGUCGGCAAGUAUUUCCUCUGCUAUUACCUCUGUUUCCUCCGCCUCCGUGCGUCGCUCGCGUGUGCAACCCCCGCUCCCGUCUCCGCAGCUAGCCGAUCACUCAAACGAGCAGGAGAACGAGAAUUUGGCCUCAUCUAAGGGACCACGACAGAAGCACCGCAAAACCCGUUUGGAACAUGCGGACCGUAGGAGGAUAUGCGAGUAUAGCAGGCAGUUUCCGAGUUUGAAGCAGGAGGAAAUCGCGCGCGAGUUCAAGGUCGAACGCAGCACCGUCAGCAAGAUCCUGAAAGAUCGCGAGCGGUGGUUAAAGCCGGACAACGAGAAGCCAACUUCAUCGAGGACGAGGCCGGCUAAGUUUGGCGAAUUGGAGACCGCCUUAGAGAAUUGGCUCCAGAGUUGUAAGCGAGAUAGGAUUCUCCUCACGGAUGCCCUCAUCCGCGAGACAGCCAAGAAGGAGGGCCUGAAGCUGGGUAUUGAUGAAACGAGAUUCAAGGCGAGUUCCGGCUGGGUGGAGAACUUCAAGGCGCGCCAUGGAAUCAAGAAAGGUAUCUACAACGGCCGCGGAGAAAGCAACCAUGACGAGAAUGUCGACAUGUCCACUGCGAGUGGCGGCGCAAGGGCGUCGGCACCUGCCGCUCAUGCCGAAGUCAUCGACCUUGCCUCCGACGAGGAGAGUGCACACCAACUAGCAUAUUCUCCAGAGGCUCCGCAUGCAUGGAGUGCCUCUGCGCCUGCGGCCGCUGUGUAUGAACAUGCCGCCCCUCCGGAACCUGCGCCAAUGCCAGGGUCGAGUGCCGUCCAGGUGUCCGAGGGCGGAGGCGGGCCACACGGGGCCCAGGAGUAUCUCGUCACUCCGGCCGUACAAUUCAACGAAGAGGAGGACUUGCCCAGCCUAGCCGAGGCGGAGAUCAUGGUCGAACAGCUGCUGACCUUCUUCCGCAUGGAGGAGCACCAGCCGCUUAUCACGCCAGAGCAGGAGGAGACGCUUAUCGAAGUGCAAAGGAUGCUGUUCAGUCGGUCCACGGGGAUGCGCGGAGCCGAGCCAGCACGGGCUUGA